AUGGUAUCCGGUAAGAGAUAUUCAGAGACAGCCCAUAAAGUGGCACAGGGCCGUGCCAGAAAGCGGAAGCAGGAGUAUGAGAAGAGACAGGCUGAACGUGCUGAAAAGGAAGUCGAGGAGAGCAAGAAGUGGGAAGAAGGUGUCAGGAAGGUCAACCCAAAGAAACUUCUCGAAGAGCAAAAAAAGCAGGAUAAACUGAGAGCUAGACGGGAACGUGCGGAGCUUUUGACAGCGGAACAGGAAGCGCUCGGGGUAGGUGGGAAGGGUAAAUAA
This is a messenger RNA of Huiozyma naganishii CBS 8797, 273 nucleotides long. It is a transcript of the gene LSO1, whose product is annotated as Lso1p. Bases 1 to 273 code for a protein of 90 amino acids. The record is from RefSeq and is a predicted model, not a curated record. Lineage: Eukaryota; Fungi; Ascomycota; Saccharomycetes; Saccharomycetales; Saccharomycetaceae. The transcript has a single exon.